Messenger RNA from Photinus pyralis (common eastern firefly), 1883 nucleotides. RefSeq names its product prolyl 4-hydroxylase subunit alpha-1 (gene PH4alphaEFB). Gene Ontology annotation, biological process: peptidyl-proline hydroxylation to 4-hydroxy-L-proline. Gene Ontology annotation, molecular function: procollagen-proline 4-dioxygenase activity; iron ion binding; protein binding. The record is from RefSeq and is a predicted model, not a curated record. The coding region runs from base 16 to 1716 and encodes 566 amino acids. Gene Ontology annotation, cellular component: endoplasmic reticulum. Lineage: Eukaryota; Metazoa; Arthropoda; Insecta; Coleoptera; Lampyridae. The transcript has 10 exons.
CUUAAUGGCGAAUUCAUGCGCAAUGCAGUGCUUCUCGCUUCUGCGACUCAUGCGCCACUCGUAAGUGGGAAUAUAUACAAGGACAGAAUGUUUCAAUUAACAUGGUUCCUUGCACUGUCUUUUAUAAUCAAGCAAACAAGCUGCGAGCUCUACACCGCCCUAGCAGAUUUAAAAGAAGUUCUCCACACAGAGUCAACUUUAAUUAACUCAUUGGAUCAGUACAUUCAAGCAGAACACAAAAAACUAGAACUAUUACAAAAAUAUUCAGAGAUAUAUAAGCAACAGCAUACUGAGGCAUCAGAAGAUAUAGAAAAUUACAUCGCGAACCCUAUCAAUGCUUAUAUAUUAAUUAAGAGGCUUACAACAGAUUGGCAGCAUGUUGAAUCUUUAAUGAACAUGCAACUUGGUCAUGACUAUUUAAAAAAUAUUUCCAUGUACAGGGAGUAUUUGAAAUUUCCCACGGAUGAAGAUUUAAAUGGCGCAGCGGUAGCUUUAACCAGACUACAAGAUACAUAUAAUCUUGAUACAUCUGCUUUAGCUCGUGGCGAGCUCAACGGGAUUAAAUAUAGUUCCGAAUUAAGUGCGGCAGAUUGUUUCGAAUUAGGACGACAGUCUUACAACAAUGGCGACUUUUAUCACACACAGUUGUGGAUGCGAGAAGCCGAUUCACGUUUAAAUUCUGAGACCAAUAAAACCGUUGAGAAAAGUGAUAUACUAGAAUAUUUAGCGUUCUCAACAUAUAAACAAGGAAAUUUACCAUUAGCUUUGGAUCUGACAAACAAGCUCUUGGAGAUAUUUCCUGCCCAUCCAAGAGCUUUAGGCAAUAAAGGUUUCUAUGAAGAAGAAAUGGAAAAACUGAAUGAGCUGAAGAUUAAAGGAGAUGAUGAAUCUGAAGAUAUACCAAUUAAUGAUGAGGUAUUUUUCUCGCAGAUGGCUCCACAAGUACAAUACCCAGAAAGAGAGUUAUACGAACAACUUUGUCGAGGAGAAGUUACAACCGACAUAGCUAUAACUUCAAAGUUGAAGUGCUACUAUACAAACAACAAUAAUCCAUUUCUAUUAAUCGCCCCAUUUAAAGUUGAAGAGGCAUAUCCUAAUCCAAAAAUUUUAAUCUUUCACGAUGUGAUGUCCGACAGUGAGAUUGAUACAAUCAAAAGAAUGGCAACACCGCGCUUUAAAAGAGCUACGGUGCAGAACUAUAAAACCGGGGAAUUGGAAACUGCACAAUAUAGAAUUAGUAAAUCUGCGUGGCUAAAGGAAAAGGAGCACAAGCAUAUCGAUGACGUUUGCAGGAGAGUUUCAGAUAUAACAGGCUUAACUGUAGAAACUGCUGAAGAACUGCAAGUGGUUAAUUACGGUAUUGGUGGUCACUAUGAACCCCAUUUUGAUUUUGCAAGGAAAGAAGAAACAAAUGCAUUUAAAAGCUUAGGAACUGGAAAUCGUAUUGCUACAGUUUUGUUUUAUAUGAGUGACGUACCUCAAGGAGGCGCAACAGUAUUCCCAAACAUAAACGCAGCAAUUUGGCCAAAGAAAGGUACAGCAGCCUUUUGGUAUAACUUACAUCCUAGUGGUGAAGGUGAUUUCAACACUAGGCAUGCAGCAUGCCCAGUUUUAGCGGGAUCUAAAUGGGUUUCGAAUAAGUGGAUUCACGAACAAGGACAAGAAUUUCGAAGACCAUGCGGUUUGGAACAAGCACCUCCAGAGUUAACAGCUUAAAUACAAGAAAUUUAGUGAUACUUGUGACAAGACUAUGAUAAUUUGAUGAGGAGAAGUAGGAUCGAAGUAAUAAUUACGAUAAAAUUUACCAAUUUGUACAAAGUUGAUAUUGUAUUGAGUGAAUGCUUGCCUAUUGUUCCUAAUAAAGUUUUUUAUAUGUAAAAUUA